CCAGACUCACACGGAUGUGUGUCUUCGGCCUUGAUCUUGUUUAGUCUUUGCUAUUGUGUAAAGGGGUGCAGACACCAAUUUGCCAGAUAAUCCCUUCAGGAAGGAAUCAUUACACACUUGAACAAGAACCAUGUGGCUUGUCCUUUCCUUGCUGAUGGCCCUCUGCAGUGGUGCUCUGUCUCUGAACAAACUCAACAUGUGCAUGGAUGGCAAACACCACAAAGUAGAGCCGGGCCGCGAGGGGGACCUUUACCAACAGUGCUCUCCCUGGCGUGACAAUGCGUGCUGCACAGCCAAUACCAGCUCAGCAGCCCACAACGAUGACUCCUACCUGUACAACUUCAAUUGGGAUCACUGCGGUACUAUGAGCAAACAGUGCAAGAAACAUUUCAUCCAGGACACUUGCUUCCACGAGUGCUCUCCACACUUGGGACCCUGGAUACAAGAAGUGGAUCAGAACUGGCGUAAGGAACGUGUCUUGGAUGUGCCCCUGUGUAAGGAGGACUGCAACGAUUGGUGGGAAGACUGCAAGAAUGAUAUCACUUGCAAGAGUGAUUGGCACACGGGAUGGGACUGGAGCACAGGUUUUAACAGAUGCCCUAAAAGCAGCAAGUGCAGACCCUGGAUUGAAGUUUACCCCGAUCCCAAGUCCAUGUGUGAACAAAUCUGGUCCAAGUCCUACCUUUAUACCGACUACACCAAAACGUCAGGCCGCUGCAUGCAGCUGUGGUUCACUGGGCCGAACCCCAACGAGAAGGUGGCAGAGUACUACAUUAACAACGCACGGCAACACCAGAGCUUCACCUUGUCAAUGCUGCUUUUCCUGGCAGUUGCAUCUUUCUCUGUAGUGAUGCACUGACAUGAUAUCCACAUCAUGCUGGCAUGUGUCCCCAUAGUGGCUCCAAUAAAACUGUUAGAAUAAUAUCA
This is a messenger RNA of Pleuronectes platessa (European plaice), 927 nucleotides long. It is a transcript of the gene folr, whose product is annotated as folate receptor. Gene Ontology annotation, molecular function: signaling receptor activity. The coding region runs from base 131 to 859 and encodes 242 amino acids. Gene Ontology annotation, cellular component: external side of plasma membrane. NCBI's taxonomy places the organism in Eukaryota, Metazoa, Chordata, Actinopteri, Pleuronectiformes, Pleuronectidae. The transcript has 5 exons. The record is from RefSeq and is a predicted model, not a curated record.